AAACACUACACAACCAAACAAGCAAGAUCUCCAAAAACAAACGCCACAAGUAGCCUACUCUCCCAAAUACACCACAUCAAGAAGCCACCUCCACACACACAACCCCACUAGCAGCCACCCCACAAACAUACACCACCAACAACAUCUAUACAAACAUACAACACCACCAACAACAUCUAUACAAACAUACAACACCACCAGCAACAUCCCCGCAAACAUACAAAACCACCAGCAGCAUCCCCGCAAACAAACAACACCACCAGCAACAUUCCCACAAACAUACAACACCACUAGCAACAUCCUCACAAACAUUCAACACCACCAGCAACAUCCCCACAAACAUACAGCACCACCAGCAACAUCCCUGCAAACAUACAAAACCACCAGCAACAUCCCCACAAACAUACAGCACCACCAGCGACAUCCCCACAAACAUACAGCACCACCAGCAACAUCCCCACAAACAUACAGCACCACCAGCAACAUCCUCACAAACAUACAACACCACCAGCAACAUCCCCACAAACAUACAGCACCACCAGCAACAUCUCUGCAAACAUACAACACCAGCAACAUCCCCGCAAACAUACAACACCACCAGCGACAUCCCCACAAACUUACAACACCACCAGCAACAUCCUCACAAACAUACAACACCACCAGCGACAUCCUCACAAACUUACAACACCACCAGCAACAUCCCCACAAACAUACAACACCACCAGAAACAUCCUCACAAACUUACAACACCACCAGCAACAUCCCCACAAACAUACAGCACCACCAGCAACAUCCCUGCAAACAUACAACACCACCAGCGACAUCCCCACAAACUUACAACACCACCAGCAACAUCCUCACAAACAUGCAACACCACCAGCGACAUCCUCACAAACUUACAACACCACCAGCAACAUCCCCACAAACAUACAACACCACCAGCAACAUCCUCACAAAUUUACACCACCAGCGACAUCUCCACAAACAUACAACACCACCAGCAACAUCCUCACAAACAUACAACACCACCAGCGACAUCCCAACAAACUUACAACACCACCAGCGACAUCCCCACAAACAUACAACACCACCAGCGACAUCCCCACAAACAUACAACACCACCAGCGACAUCCCCACAAACUUACAACACCACCAGCAACAUCCUCACAAACAUGCAACACCACCAGCGACAUCCCCACAAACUUACAACACCACCAGCGACAUCCCCACAAACAUACAACACCACCAGCGACAUCCCCACAAACAUACAACACCACCAGCGACAUCCCCACAAACUUACAACACCACCAGCAACAUCCUCACAAACAUGCAACACCACCAGCGACAUCUCCACAAACAUACAACACCACCAGCAACAUCCUCACAAACAUACAACACCACCAGCGACAUCCCCACAAACAUACAACACCACCAGCGACAUCCCCACAAACUUACAACACCACCAGUGACAUCUCCAAAAACAUACAACACCACCAGUGACAUCCCCACAAACAUACAACACCACCGACAUCCCCACAAACAUACAACACCACCAGCGACAUCCCCACAAACUUACAACACCACCA
Molecule: messenger RNA, 1586 nt
Organism: Pelobates cultripes (western spadefoot toad)
Lineage: Eukaryota; Metazoa; Chordata; Amphibia; Anura; Pelobatidae
Source: the annotation of a GenBank genome assembly